AACCUGGACUCCGGUUCCUUUCAUUUCACAUUUCGGAAUAAUCUUUUAUUUUCGGUCUUUGAUCUCUCACUCAAUUUUGAAGCCUCAGAGAAUGCAAAGGCCGCUCUGGUUUGGGGAAAACCUCUUCAUGUGCAGCAGCAAACAGGAUACAGGUCGCCCGCGGUCCCCUCGCUGCCCUGCACCCACCAGUUGUCCACCAGCUCCCUGCGCCAGGACCCGGCAUCCUGACAGCUCCAAGGAAGCCAAGGUGCCUCACCAGGGAAAAGGGCAGGAGAGAAGUGAGGCAUCCGGGGCUCACCUCAGCACCUUGGAGGGGGAAAAAGUUCCCUUUGUCAAGCAGUGACCACAUGGCGCUAUGGCGGUCGCCACUGGGACUGAACCGCAGCAGCCUUCCCAGACCGCCGGGCGCACACUAGGAGAAAGGCGGGCCACCGAAAAGGAGCGGAAGCGCUUCACCUACUUCUCGUCGCUGAGUCCCAUGGCCAGGAAGAUCAUGCAGGACAAGGAGAAGAUCCGCGAGAAGUACGGGCCCGAGUGGGCGCGGCUGCCGCCCGCGCAGCAGGACGAGAUCAUCGACCGGUGCCUGCUGGGGCCCGGCGCGCCGGCGUCCCAAGACCCCGGGGACCCCGAGGAGCUGGCGCGCUUCCCCGGCCUGCGCGGGCCCACCGGCCAGAAGGUGGUGCGCUUCGGGGACGAGGACUUAACUUGGCAAGAUGAGCACUCUGCCCCUUUCUCUUGGGAAACAAGGAGUCAGAUGGAGUUCAGCGUAUCCUCCUUAUCCAUCCAGGAGCCGACCAAUGGCAGCGCGGCUGGUGAGCCCAGGCCCCUGCCCAAACCUCCUCAGGGCUCCCAGGCGCUCAAGUCGUCCCAGGGCAGCAGGUCCUCCAGCCUGGACGCCCUGGGGCCUGCCCGCAAGGAGGAGGAAGCAUCCUUCUGGAAGAUCAACGCCGAACGCUCACGAGGGGAGGGGCCCGAGGCCGAGUUCCAGUCGCUGACCCCCAGCCAGAUCAAGUCCAUAGAGAAAGGGGAGAAGGUCUUACCUGCCUGUUACCGGCAGGAGCCUGCCUCGAAGGACAGGGAGGCCAAGGGGGAGAGGCCGGCCGCCCCCCGCCCGGAGCAGCGUGCCCUUCCCGGCCACACCGAGGGUGAGAGGCCCCAGCCUGCCCCGUCCCUCCCGGGCCGGGUCCCGGAGGCCGCCCCUGCCAAACUGGAGGCCGCCCCUGCCAAGCCGGAUGUGGGCCCGGACGACGGGGAGGACGCCCUGUUCUCGGAACCCGAGCUCACACAGGUCAGCCCAUGUAAUGUCAUCAAGAAGACGGGAUUUGAUUUUCUGGACAAUUGGUAAAAUGUGUUAGACGGGAAAAUAAACGUAAGAACCCCCAAAUAUUCUCCAAAGUGGCAUGGUGGAUGAGGAUCCAAAGGGCCACCUUUCUCUACGUAUUUUCCCGAUUUCACUAUACUCUUUUCUUAAUCAUUUGGAAACUGGUCAGUUUUGCCAGAUUUUCCCUUUUGUGGUAUAACCAAAUAUAUAUGCUAUUUUCAAUUAUUUGAUAACAAAUUUUGCAUUUGGACUUUUAAAGAGUGCUCUGAAUUCAGUAGGUUGUGUGAGUAAAACCUGCCCUCUCCCGCCAUGCUGGCCGGUUCUCCUUCCUUAAGGAGGCAUUUUUUUCAACACUGUCACAAAUCAUCAAAGUGGAUUUCCAUCUCCUCCGUUCUUUCUCCUCACACACCCCCUUAUAACAUAUGGGGUUCCCUUUGCUGGGCGAUUGGCAGUGGUGUCCUCAGCUGUGACAUUAUCGUGCUGGCUGUCACCACGGAAGGGUCUGUAAUGAAGUUCACACCUAGCACUCACUGCUGCCUAAAGCUUCUCUUGUUGAAGCCACAGCUCUUACCAGCACGUCAUGCAAAGGGAGCAGACUGUUGGCACACGGCAGACAAAACACAUCAUUUUUUACCUGCCCUGAUACUUACCAUUGUUCAAAAAGAGUUGCAUGUUUAAAAAUUUUGUAUUAACUUUUCAUUAUUUUGUAUUUAGAUUUAGCUGUGGGACUGCCACCUUUCUUGGUUUUGUAGCAGUUUCCUUUUGGUUGUUCUUGUUACUUAUGUGUCCUGUGAGUUGUUCCCUGUCUUGGGGGCUUGCAGGCAUCAGAGCAGAUGCUGACAUGGAUGGAGGACAAGGAUCUUCUCCUUGGUUGUCAGAGCCUUCCUGUGUGAGAUGAGUUGGGCAGUGGACAUCCUCCCUCCCAAGGACUGGUCAGGUCACAUCAUAAUGGACCUUCCACCAGCCUUGACACCAUUGGAAGUGGAAGAGUAGAGUUUCUGAUAGCCUCAGAAACCACUGUGGCAUCACAGCAACAGUAUCCCUCAGAACUGGUGCACA
Messenger RNA from Nycticebus coucang (slow loris), 2380 nucleotides. It is a transcript of the gene C10H1orf198, whose product is annotated as chromosome 10 C1orf198 homolog. The transcript has 6 exons. The coding region runs from base 356 to 1345 and encodes 329 amino acids. The record is from RefSeq and is a predicted model, not a curated record. Lineage: Eukaryota; Metazoa; Chordata; Mammalia; Primates; Lorisidae.